AUGCCGCUGUUGGAGGUGAGCUUUCUCUCCCUCCUCCUGGCGUGGCCAUUCCUUGGCGCUAGUGAACCAUCCACAAUGGAAUGCUACACACAGAGUGGACCGCCCUACAAUGGAACUCUAAAUCAUACGGCAGCAGGUGAGCCCUGUCUACCGUGGAGUGAAUUCACGCAUCUACAUCUACGGACCAGUUGGAAUGCCUCGGUGUUGCAGGAGCAGUCAAAUUACUGCCGCAAUCCGGAUGACGAUCCACGCGGUCCAUGGUGCAUGGUCACGAGAGCAAAGUAUGGAACUUGUGCAGUUCCACAUUGCGGUGAGAUUGAUGUUCUACUCACGUGA
This is a messenger RNA of Hydatigera taeniaeformis, 336 nucleotides long. The record is from the annotation of a GenBank genome assembly. NCBI's taxonomy places the organism in Eukaryota, Metazoa, Platyhelminthes, Cestoda, Cyclophyllidea, Taeniidae.